This is a messenger RNA of Alternaria burnsii, 1566 nucleotides long. RefSeq names its product fad nad-binding domain-containing protein. The transcript has a single exon. Bases 1 to 1566 code for a protein of 521 amino acids. NCBI's taxonomy places the organism in Eukaryota, Fungi, Ascomycota, Dothideomycetes, Pleosporales, Pleosporaceae. The record is from RefSeq and is a predicted model, not a curated record.
AUGGGUUACUUCUGGAGUUACAUCAGAUAUUUCCUCACCCACCCUGUCCUUUUCAUUUACCAAGUCAUACAAUAUGUGCUUGAUUGGGUUCUGUCGCCAACACCGCCACCACCACACCCAAACCUCGUGCGCCCAAAAAUCGCUGUCAUUGGCGCAGGUCUAACAGGAGUGUCUGCUGCAUCGCACAUCGUUGGCCAUGGCUUCGACUGUCGUAUCUUCGAAGCCGGGUCCAAGAAGAAUCUCGGUGGAAUUUGGAGUCGGGUGAACAAUACGUCUGGUCUGCAAAUUCACUCGCUCAUGUACCGGUUCCACCCUUCCGUGCACUGGAGCCAAGGAUACCCGGAUCGCCAGCAAAUUGUUUCACAAAUCACGGAACUCUGGAAACGAUAUGGUCUUGAAAGUAAGACUGAGUUUAACACACGUGUUGAAAAGGUGUACAAAGACCCUCAUGGGCGAUGGAUCAUCAAUGAUCCCUCUCACGGACGGUUCGAUGGUGUAAUAGCUGCAAUUGGUACUUGUGGUGAUCCUAAGAUGCCCACGCUACAUGGCCAAGAGAACUUUAAGGGUGAAAUUUGGCAUAGCUCGCAGCUCGACGGCAAGAACGCUAAAGGCAAGAAGGUUGCUAUUAUAGGCGGCGGUGCCUCCGCAGUUGAAGCUUUGGAAUUCGUAGCCAGCUCAGAAGCAGAGCACACCAACGUCCUCGCCCGGUCAGAGAAAUGGAUCAUCCCACGAAACCCAUUCAUCGAUAGCCUUCUUGCUCUGAACAUCUUCGGCAGCGAGACCAUCUUCAGUUGGAUUCCUGAGUACAUCCUACGACUUUUCUUCUACCGUGACCUCUACGAUAUCUCCCCUGCGCCCAACAGCGGAAAGGGUCUUUUCACUGAAACACCAAUGGUAAAUGACCAAGUGCUAGACCUCGUCCGCUCAGGCAAAGCAUCAUGGCUUCGCGGCGACAUCAUGGGCUAUGAUGAAUCCGGCAAUGGCAUCAAGUUUAACAAGCGUGCUCAAGGGGUUCCUAAGAACGGCCCUGGCUCUGAGAAACUAAUUGAAGCGGAUGUUGUUAUUAUGGCGACGGGAUAUAAGCGUCCAAGCCUAAGUUUCUUACCAGAUGAAGUCUUCAACGAGCCGUACGAGCCACCAAACUGGUACCUCCAAGUCUUUCCACCUGAGCACCCUUCAAUCUGUGCAAACAACUGCACAUAUGUCAACGCUAUUGGCACAGUUGGAAACUACCAUAUCGGCAUCUACACACGCUUCCUGCUCAUGUACCUCGUUGACCCUCUGGCUCGACCGCGCACUUGGUGGAUGAAGCGCUGGAUCGACAUGACGCGGUUCAUCAAGAGCAAAGCUCCUGGUGGGGCUUUCGACUUCUUCACAUAUUCUGAACUGAUCUAUUGGUUCGUUUUUACGAUUGCGAUCAACCCAUUCAGGUGGAAGUGGGCGGCUUUCGUGUUAUGUGGUAUUGGGAAAGGAUUGCCGUUGAGCGUGGUAGAGCAAGAGGAUCGAGCGCGAAACGGCCUGGGCAUGAGACAUAUUUUGAGUAACCACGAUAACGGAGAAGACUAG